This is a messenger RNA of Linum tenue, 2114 nucleotides long. Lineage: Eukaryota; Viridiplantae; Streptophyta; Magnoliopsida; Malpighiales; Linaceae. The record is from the annotation of a GenBank genome assembly.
UUUUAAAAUUUCUUUUCGUUUCUUUUUCCCGUGAUUUUUUCCUUGUAAAUCCUGCGAUCCGAUCCAGGAAUCUCUUUUUCCUUCUCCAAGGACACCUCCUCCCUCCAAAUUCGCUCCGCCAUCAAAUCCAGUUCGUUAAUUCCUUCCCUCCCUCCAUUUCUGUUCUUUUCCUCCUCCCAGUUUUUGAAUUCUAGGGUUUCGGUUUCCCCCUUUUCCCUCCCAAUUCCUGCUUCCCGGUCAAACAUCCAGACUUGCCGCUUGUGCUCCGUCGAUAGGAAAGUAUGUCCGCUUCGACCGUGUCUAUCACGGCGAACCCAGCGGCUGCUCGCCGGAGGCCGGUAUUGGCCGGGGAGAAGAAGUCCAACACCAUCGAGUUGUUGCCCAACGAAGCGCAACAAGCCAUUGGAGACGGGAAUGAUAAGGUUAAGGUCGCCGCCCCCGCGCACAGCAAGGAUCUGAGUCACAAUUCCAUCCGCGGGGAGCCGAUUCUCGAGAGGACGUCGAAAGAUCCGGUGCUGCUGAAGAAGGGCAACGCGGUUAAUUCGACGGUUUCCCCGCGCAGGGGGCGGAAACUGGCGCCGAAGCCGGAGAAGCCGCGGUGGGUGACGGUUGCGAGUAUUCUGACCAAGAAUUUCGUGCUUCUCCUCGUUUUGCUAGGGCUAGUGCAGUUGAUUAGGAGGUUAGCGAAAUCGGAGAGUAGUUUGGCUGCAACGCCGACGGGUUUGGCGGAGAUUGAGGGUCGUAUUGCGGAAGUGGAGUCGUUUUUGAAAACCACGGCGAAAAUGAUUCAGGUUCAGGUGGAGGUUGUAGAUAAGAAGAUCGAUAAUGAGGUAGGGGGUUUGAGGCAUGAAGUGAACAAGAAGGUUGAUGAUGUUGGUUCCAGUUUGGACGCGGCAUUGAAGAAUUUGGAAACGAAGAGUGAAGAGUUGGAGAAAUCAAUAGCAGAGUUGAAGGCAGCGGAUUGGUUGUCCAAAGAUGAGUUUUUGAAGUUCUACGAGGAAUUGAAGAAGACAAAGGAUUUCCAGGUGGGUGAAGACUCUUACAAUUUGGAUGUGAUUCGGGCUUAUGCAAAGGACAUUGUGGAUAAAGAAAUAGAGAAGCAUGCUGCGGAUGGACUUGGCAUGGUGGAUUAUGCUCUUGCGGAGGGUGGCGCUGCUGUGCUAAAGCACUCCGAACCGUUUGGUAAGAGGAGGCCCCUCAGCGGCUGGUUCUCUGGUGCUGGUGGCUUGAGUGGGGUUCAUCCUGAUGCUUAUAAGAUGCUGAGGCCGAGUUUCGGAGAGCCUGGGCAGUGCUUUCCUCUGAAAGGAGCCAGUGGAUUUGUGGAGAUUAGGCUCCGUGCAGCUAUUGUUCCUGAGGCUGUUACAUUGGAGCAUGUCUCUAAGAGUGUUGCAUAUGACCGGUCCAGCGCCCCGAAGGACUGCCGUGUUUCUGGCUGGUUCAGAGGGACUGACGUUACUUCAACUGCGGAUCCCGAGAAGCUGUUUCUACUCGCCGAGUUCACGUACGAUCUGGAAAAGAGCAAUGCACAGACCAUCAACGUUCUGGACUCGGCGGCCUCACAUGUCAUCGACACCGUCAGGCUGGACUUCACGUCGAACCAUGGCAGCCACGCCCACACCUGCAUAUACCGCUUCCGGGUACAUGGCUACGAACCCGACUCCGCCUCGAUGAUGACGUUGCAGAAUUAACAUUAGUUGGACAGUUCUAUUGAUCCUGCGCCCUGUAUGAUUCCUGACAUCUCUUGUUAUUGUUCGGAACUUGUGUAGCUCCUUGUGUAGAAGGGUGUUUGUACAUUUGUUCGUGUGCUUGCUUAGGUUCGAUUUUUGUGCUCGUCCCCGAGGGUAUAUUACCUCUGUCUUGUGUUAAACAGUCGAAUUUUAGGUGUUGCGGUAUUCUCUACGUUUGCUAGUUUAUUUGGGGAUCAAAUCGAGUCGAGCUAAAAAAGAUGAAACCAUUUCAUGUCCGGUCUCCAUGGUCGGUCUUGUUAAUGCCCAAUUGGGCGUGGAAGUCGCGAUCUCUGAUUCUUCGACGUAUGUGCGCAUAGCUGUUCAAAUUGUUAAGAGUAGUAUACUUGACAUUGCUGAAUACAAGAAAUGAUUGCGCUGGAUCCGAAC